AUGUCUGGGGCUACACAUUCUGCUGCCCCUCAAGGAGCAGGAGGUAAAGAUAUGAGCCACCUGAACUCUGACAAUGAUAGGGAUAUGAUAGACGAUGAGGUUGAUGACCUAGCUAACACUCUGGGUCAAAUACAGAAGGUUAUUGACUUCAAUGGCUGGGAAGCUAUUACAGCUGAGAACCUUCGGUGUUCUGAGUGUAACCUUCUCAGGGCCCAACAAAGGGCUGAUCCAGACUUUGUCGAAGUUCCUGACAAUGAUGAAUCCUACUUAGAAGAACCCAUUACACCACCUGUUACACCUGUCUCUACAUCUUCUCUUGCUAAAAGACUUGCUAAAGCUUAUGUUCUCACCCUUUUGGCACUUCACAAGAUUCAUCAAGAUCUGUCCUGCAUUAAAAUGACCAAAGGCCUAGUCCUUGACCAUCCUAAAUUAAGCAUCAUGGACACCUUGUCAUCUGGAUUUCUGCCAGAAACCAAUCUUCUGCAGACCCAACCAUUAGUGCAACAAUUCAUUGACCACUGUGCCUUUUGCACAGAAAGGGACAACUUUAGUGAAAACUACUGUGCCAUUCUCGCAUUUGAUAUUGAGACACAAAGAAAGUUUUUCAACACUCUCACCUUUCUGGACAAACCUGCUUAUCUUGACCACUGGAAGGAAAUCAAGAUCAACACUAAACUCAAAACUCAUUUGUUGUCUUCUAGCGGAUCUCAUUUUCAACCUUACCUCCCCAAGAAGCCUGAGUACAUGCCAUCAGGAGGAAGUUCGUCUAUGAAUGAUAGUAAUAACAAGCCCUUUCACAAGGGCAAAAGAGUAUCCACCAACUAG
This is a messenger RNA of Suillus bovinus, 825 nucleotides long. RefSeq lists its product as uncharacterized. NCBI's taxonomy places the organism in Eukaryota, Fungi, Basidiomycota, Agaricomycetes, Boletales, Suillaceae. The record is from RefSeq and is a predicted model, not a curated record. The transcript has 3 exons. The coding region runs from base 1 to 825 and encodes 274 amino acids.